Messenger RNA from Linum trigynum, 3637 nucleotides. The record is from the annotation of a GenBank genome assembly. Lineage: Eukaryota; Viridiplantae; Streptophyta; Magnoliopsida; Malpighiales; Linaceae.
CACAACACAUCUCUUCUAUCUCCUCUCUUCUCUCCCUUCCGUUUCCCUCCCAGAAAAAAAAAAACAUAAUCCAACAAAAACCCACCAUUCAGGGAUUCGGAAUUCGUGAUUCUCUUUGCAAAACCGCAGCAGCAGGAGCAGCUACUUUUCUGAGUUCCAAGUAAGAAACUUUUCUUCUGUUUGGCUUAUGGGUUUUCUUUCUCUUCAUACAGAGGAUCGCUGUGGAUUGUUAAUUUAGGCAUUGGGUCCCUUUUUAAUUUGGUGGGUCCUUAAAUUUAUGUUCUCUUGGUUAUCAACCAAACUUUACUCGGUCUCAAUUUCUCUUCUUCUUUUUGUAUUGGAUUUUGGUUUCACCAUUAUCUAAUGUUCUGCUACAUCAUUCAACGAGAAAACACAAUGAAGAUGUGCUGCAUUGUUGGGUAAUAUAUAUAUGUAGCAUAUACUAAUGGUACACAAUAGAUAAAUCAAUUAUGGUUUGCAUCAAACAGAUGGCUGGUUCGUUUACUCCGACGGCUGGUUCCUACAAGCCCAAGAACAUCCUCAUAACCGGAGCAGCCGGCUUCAUUGCAUCCCACGUCUGCAACCGCCUCAUCCGCACCUACCCGGACUACAAGAUCGUCGUCCUCGACAAGCUCGACUACUGCUCCAACAUAAACAACCUCAACCCCUCGCGCCACUCCUCGUCCCCAGGCAACUUCAAGUUCAUCAAGGGAGACAUCGGCAGCGCGGACCUCGUCAACUUCAUCCUCCUCACCGAGUCCAUCGACACCAUCAUGCACUUCGCGGCCCAGACCCACGUCGACAACUCCUUCGGCAACAGCUUCGAGUUCACCAAGAACAACAUCUACGGCACCCACGUCCUCCUGGAGGCCUGCAAGCUGAUGAAGGAUCAAGUCAAGAGAUUCAUCCACGUCAGCACCGACGAGGUCUACGGGGAGACUGACGAGGACGCCGUCGUGGGGAACCACGAGGCCUCCCAGCUGCUCCCCACAAACCCUUACUCUGCCACCAAGGCCGGGGCAGAGAUGCUGGUCAUGGCGUACGGCAGGUCGUAUGGCCUGCCGGUUAUCACUACAAGAGGUAACAAUGUCUAUGGUCCCAAUCAGUUCCCCGAGAAGCUGAUCCCAAAAUUCAUCCUCCUGGCUAUGAUGGGGAAGCCCCUCCCCAUCCACGGGGACGGAUCCAACGUCAGGAGCUACCUGUACUGCGAGGAUGUCGCCGAGGCUUUUGAGGUUGUGCUCCACAUGGGUGAAGUUGGGCAUGUGUACAACAUUGGGACGAAGAAGGAGAGGAGGGUGAUCGAUGUGGCUAGUGACAUUUGCAAGCUGUUUGGGCUGAAUCCUGAGGAACAGAUCAAAUUUGUGGAGAACAGGCCGUUUAACGACCAGCGGUACUACUUGGAUGAUCAGAAACUCAAGAACUUGGGGUGGUGCGAGAGGACGAAUUGGGAGGAAGGGCUCAGGAAGACGAUGGAGUGGUAUAGGGCGAACCCCGAUUUCUGGGGCGAUGUGUCUGGGGCCCUGCUCCCGCACCCAAGGAUGCUCAUGUUCCCCGGAAUGGAGAAGAGUUAUGAUCCACGAACCAUGAGCACGGAUGACGGUACUUCUGCUACUGAUCAGCAAACUGAAAUUGUGGUUCCAGCUCCUCCUCCUGCUUCCGCGAACAACGGGUCGUUGCUCAAGCUGAAGAAGGAGACUCUGCUCGAGUUUGCCUUCGAGCCCAAGAAAAAGGCUUAUUGAUUUGGUGGAUGAUUUGGGGUGGCGGUGGUGGUGGUGGAUUGGAUCUCUUCUUUGUGUUCUCUUCUCUCAUAUGGGUUUUCAAGUUUGAUUUCUUCUUGUUGUUUCAAUUUUUCUUCUUGUUCUUUCUUUCUGUGUCAUCCAACAUUCAUUUCAUCGAGAGGCUUCUUCAUACAGAACAGAGGUUAGGUGGGUGGCAGCCAGGGUGGGUAUACUUUCAUCAGGUUUUGCAGCAAAAAUGGAGAGUGUAUUUCCCUCGCCACCACCUUCCAAGACAAUACGUGAUAUUUGUAUCUCAAAUUAUAUACAACACCUUUGAUGAAUAAAGUUCGUUAUUUUCCAUGCGUUGCAGAAAAACAAAGGGUCGAGAAUUUACCAGUGUUCACUGUUCAUGAUUUAUCCUGUUUACUGAUUUUCAAACAAAAAAAAAACAUUACUUUAGCCUUGCAAAAACUUUAGGGUCUAGAUUAAUGUAUUUCGUUGAAGAUCUUGUUUAUUUGUUUAGAGAAUAACUAUUCUAUGGUCCGAGGCACCAAUAUCAUGCUAUGUCACUUGUUUCUGAUCCUAGGAAAGGAAAGUAGGGAUGACAAAAAUAAUCAUAUUCGUGAAUACCUAUGAGCAUCCAAUUUAAUUGGGUAGCGUCAAAUUUGAAUCCGAAGAAUUCUUUACGGGAAUGGGUAAAAUCCAAAUCCGGAUAUUGCAGGUGAAGGGUAGGGGCAUGGUUUGCUUACUAUCCAAACCAAACUCGGUUGAUUAUAUGCAUGCAUAUUGUAUUUUGUUUAAAAGUAUCGUUAUUUUUCUCAACAUAUUUUAUAUGUAUUAUACAUAUACAAUAUUUACAUGAAAUUGUAUUGUUUCUAACUAAUUUUCUUUGUUCUAGAAAUUUAUUUUCUGCAUUCAAGGCAAACUCAACAUAUUCUUUGUAAAUUUUCACUUAGGGUUUUCCUACUAUGUGACCCGAAUCUGUCAGAGAAUAGAUGCAUAUGUACCUGUUAUAUAAAUCAUGAUUGUCAACAUAUUAUUAUGCAUUCAGAGUGUAUAUAUAUAUAUUAAUGAAUUUGUGUUCCUUUUAUAUUAUUUCUCCUAACAUUGAUGACUUGUAAUUAUAACUUUUUUACUUUGAUAAUGUGAAUAUGCUCACAAAUAGUAACACAUUAGAUGAAAUAACAAAUCGAAAACUAUUAUUUGUAUAGAUAUGGAUAUUAAAAAAUAUUUUUAAUUUACUACUCGAACUUUGUAUAGAUAUAGAUAUUAAAAGAACAUCGAACUAGCUAAUUAUAUUAGAGUAACGGAUAUCCACUGUACAUCCUCAAACCCGACCGCUGCCAUUCCUAAUAAUAAACAAGUGCACCCGAAAGCUGUGGAUAAGCACAAGCUGUAUCUCCACUUGAAAUAUGGACGUGAACAAUCAGUAAGCAUAUCAGGAGAUGUCAAAAUAUGCAGAUAACGAUGCAGUUGCAUUGGAAGCGAUGAGUUUGGCACCUGCCCCAGUCUGAAUGUUUUAGAUUAUCUACUGCAAACUGCAAGUGGGAAAAAAAAAAAAAAACUCCCACUAACUCAGAUGUCGGCAUAUGCAGAAUAUCUACUGGGAUCAGCAUUGUCAGGACAACCCAGAUCAAUGACAGCAGGGUCACUAUGAAGGCUCAACAAAGAAAGCAGAAGAGGAAUCUUGCUUGGACUCCCCCACAGGAUGGCUGGAUGAUGGUCAAUACGGAUGGAUCAGUGAAAUCAGAAGAGGAGAGCUUAGCUGAAAGCAGGACUUGCAAUGACGUGACAGAAGGGCUUCAGGAAGGUUUGCCUCUGCAUGGACUCAACCACAACAAUCAAUAUCAUCAGGAAUUGUCAUGGUGUGGAUCAUCAACAUGGGUUAAUCACUAUGGAAAUUAAACGUCUAUUGCCAC